Messenger RNA from Saprolegnia parasitica CBS 223.65, 1047 nucleotides. Its product is annotated as RarD protein. The coding region runs from base 88 to 1017 and encodes 309 amino acids. Gene Ontology annotation, cellular component: plasma membrane. The transcript has a single exon. NCBI's taxonomy places the organism in Eukaryota, Oomycota, Saprolegniomycetes, Saprolegniales, Saprolegniaceae. The record is from RefSeq and is a predicted model, not a curated record.
CUCGGAACCAUCCGGCGUCGGUGGUGUUCCAGGUGCGCCGACGUUGCCCUUUCGACCGGCAGUGUUCCUCGAUCCCCGCCGUCGACCAUGCGCCUCGGCAUCGCGUACGCGCUCGCGGCCUUUAUCAUCUGGGGCUUCUUUCCCAUCUACUGGAAGCAGCUCGACGACAUCUCGGCGCUCCAGCUCGCCAUGCACCGCAUCGUCUGGUCCUUCCUCGCCCUCAGCCUCGUCAUUCUUGGCACUUGCCAAUGGCCCGCGUUCCGAGACGCCGCGCUCACGAAGCGCAACCUGCUCAUCUACACGGUGUCGGCGCUCAUGAUCUUUACCAACUGGCUGCUCUUUGUGUGGGCCGUCAACUCGGGCCACGUCGUCGAGACGAGCCUCGGGUACUUUAUCAACCCGCUCAUCAACGUGCUUCUCGGCGUCGCUUUUCUUAAAGAACGACUCCGGUAUCUGCAGUGGGCAUCGCUCGCUGUGGCGACUGCCGGUGUUCUUGUCGUUGCGCUCGCGUACGGCAAGUUUCCUUGGAUCGCCAUCUGCCUCGCGCUCUCGUUUGGCCUCUACGGCCUCGUGAAGAAGAAGGCGCCGCUCAACUCGCUCUUCGGCCUCACGCUCGAGACCGGCAUCCUCUUCCUCCCGUCCAUGACGUACCUCAUUGCCGUGCAAGCGAAUGGAACUGCGGCCUUUCUCCACGUCAACGCGGUCCAGACGGCGCUCAUGCUCCUGGCGGGCGUCGUGACGAUCAUCCCGCUGCUCUUCUUUUCAUCGGCGGCGCAACGCAUUCCGCUGAGUCUGCUGGGCGUCAUUCAAUACGUGUGUCCGAGUCUGCAGUUUCUCGUCGGCGUCCUCAUCUACCACGAGCCGUUCUCGACGUACAAGCUAGUUGGGUUCAUCUUGGUGUGGCUGGCGCUCCUGCUCUUUACAGCCGAAGGCAUUUGGUCGCACCAUCGCAGCUCGAAAGCGACCAUCCAAGACCCGAGCGCAAGCUACGUGGAGAUGUCCAAGGAGACAGUGUAGCGAAGUAUAAUAUAGUGUCGUGUGGCUCGG